AGCACAUCUGGGAAAUUGAACUUAAAGCGUAUACCAAAACAUCUCGUAACUAUUAAGAUAAUCAAUUUCAUGGCUGAUUUGCUGUCACUUCUCUGUGUUGCUGCAACUGAAGACGAACCUAAUACUGAUUCUGAAGAUGCACAACUUAAAAAGCGAAGGAAAAAUAGCCCUUACCAACCUCAGUUCUAUAUGCCUACGGCACUUUUACCUAUUCAUCAUCAAACCUUACUUCAGUCCACUCCCUAUCUCCAGAAAAAUUCUUCGUAUUCACCCGCUGGCUCUCGAAUAACAUCCAAUCAGAUUCAACCCUGUACUUCGGUUUCCCGUUCGUCUUCAAAUUCCUGUCCCACUGACAUUUCUACGAGCCACACAGAAAAAUCAAGUGCAUCGCAAUAUGCCGAUGAGCACAUGGCAGACAUCAGUUCAUGUGAAGGCGAAUCUAAUACUUUUAGUUUAAGCACUAAAAAAAGGCGACGCGUGGGCAAAUAUCAAUCGAGACGUGCAAAGCCGUUGACUGUAGAUACGUUGCACCAAAUAUUUGAAACGCUGCAUAUUGAGAAGGACCCUACGAAUGGGACGUACCGCUUGUCUCUUCCGAUACUGAAGACGUCUGAUUGCUCAAGCAAAUAUUUUGCAGUGACUGAGUGGCAAUGCUUUAGAAAGCGGAUUAUGAACCAUGGGUUUGAAAUUAUGGAUGAACAACAGGCCGUGUGGAUCCGCGUGCGUCCGAAUUUGAAGACACCAGACGGUAGUUUGGUUUUCGACCACGCUGAAUUGAGAUCUAAGUAUUCGACUCCGUGCAAAAUCAGAGAUGCAAAAGAGCGCGGAGACAUCGUCGAGAUUUCUAGUCGCGAGUCUGGAGAAUUUGCAGAAGGAGAGUUCAGUGACGGCAGUACUGAGGGGUCUGAAUCACCAAACACGUUUAACUGUAGCGGCAAGAACUCGCCGGAGGGCAGUAGCGCGCAUUCAGAUAUAUCACUUUCAAACGAGGCACUCAUGAGUAGCAAUUGCCUAAGUCAGCUCUUGUCAAGCGAUAAAAGCAACCCAAUUGAAUAUUCACUAGAAAGCUCUCUGAGAGCUUGUCUAAAUGACGCAGUUAAAGGACUAAUGCUAUCAGGUCAAUAUCUAGUAUCUACCGGAAGCUUUGACAUACAACUAACUAUUAGAGAUAGUUGCUGUAACAUCAAUGACAUGAAUCAGAUGAUAUCCUGUAGAACAGUUGGCCGCACUCCGCUGCAAACGCGAGUAUCUUCGAUGAACGAAAUUGAAUCAGAGUUCAAAUCCCCAUCAAAGUCAUUCGUUAUUUGAGAGGAAAAAAGCGACAAAUUUGCUCUAUUCAAAUGGAUACAUAUAUUAGUUUGUACAUGAUUUACAUAAAAGCAGUGAUAAUUUCUGA
Schistocerca gregaria is the source of this 1396-nucleotide messenger RNA. RefSeq lists its product as uncharacterized. The transcript is spliced from 3 exons. The record is from RefSeq and is a predicted model, not a curated record. The coding region runs from base 70 to 1308 and encodes 412 amino acids. Lineage: Eukaryota; Metazoa; Arthropoda; Insecta; Orthoptera; Acrididae.